Messenger RNA from Medicago truncatula (barrel medic), 931 nucleotides. RefSeq names its product E3 ubiquitin-protein ligase RMA1H1. NCBI's taxonomy places the organism in Eukaryota, Viridiplantae, Streptophyta, Magnoliopsida, Fabales, Fabaceae. The transcript has 2 exons. Gene Ontology annotation, molecular function: metal ion binding; ubiquitin protein ligase activity. The record is from RefSeq and is a predicted model, not a curated record. Gene Ontology annotation, biological process: ubiquitin-dependent protein catabolic process. Bases 350 to 841 code for a protein of 163 amino acids. Gene Ontology annotation, cellular component: endoplasmic reticulum.
AGAGAUUCAUGAAUCACUUAUUUUUCAAUUGCAUCUUGCUUAUUUCUUGUGUAAGGCGGUAUCUUAAAUAAAUUAAGAUAAAGUGAAAAAAUCAUAAUCUCUCAUCUUUCUCAUUAGAUACGUGUCCUACUUCACCCCCCACACCAACUAUAUGAUUCUGAUUUGCUACAUAGUCAAUACAUCAGAUUCACAAUUUCUUUUAACGUCUUUCAAUUUCAUGCAUUCUGCUGCCAAUUAAGGAAUUUUCACUUUGCUUGCAGUUGCAGCCUUCAACAGACAACUAACUUUCUUCCCUGCACAUCAUCACAUCACUUCUUAACUAUUUUUACCUUUCAAAUUCAGGCACCAUAUGCUAGUGUUAAUGGACAUUCUGUCGAACCGGGCCAAAGCUGAUGCUAAUGCUAAUGCAGAUUCUAAUAAAAUCUGUUCUAAUGAUUUUGAAUGCAACAUAUGUUUGGAGCAUGUAAAAGAUCCAGUGGUAACACUUUGUGGUCAUCUCUAUUGUUGGCCUUGUAUUUACAAAUGGAUCAAUAGCACCUCAUGGGAACAUAAUGAGAAACCAGAAUGUCCAAUAUGCAAAUCAGAAAUUUCAGAAUCAACUCUUGUUCCAUUAUAUGGUCGUGGCAAAACCACAUCAAGUUCUGAAGGUGAGGCUCAUCAAGAUGGGGUUGUUGUACCACCAAGACCACUUGGUCCAAGAUCACUUGAUACUGCAACUGUUUCACAACCUGAACUAGAACAAGCAGAAGCAGAAGCAGAAGCACCACCAGCACAGGAGAGUAGUUUGCACAUUUGCUUACAAUAUGGCCCAUAUAAGCUUGAUUUCCGGAAAUUUGAUUGAAUAUCAUAUGUGAUUUUUGAAAACUAAUAUCGCAUUAGCAUGUAUUGAAUCGGUAAAAACAUUUAUUCAAUUCUCCAUGAUUUUGCUUUA